Molecule: messenger RNA, 1314 nt
Organism: Lineus longissimus
Lineage: Eukaryota; Metazoa; Nemertea; Pilidiophora; Heteronemertea; Lineidae
Product: male-enhanced antigen 1-like
Exons: 4
Coding region: 116-706 (196 amino acids)
Biological process (GO): spermatogenesis
Source: RefSeq, a predicted model, not a curated record
ACUUCCGGUUGUUAAAUUUCCAGGUUUUUGUUCAUUUUAUUUCGUUUUCUCCGUUAUUGUCCUUUUCUGGCAAAAUAUGUGACAUUUAUCAGAAACCUAUUUUUUGUUGCACCUGAUGAUGUCUCCUGUCCCAGACGACAGUGAAGAAAAGAAGGCUCCAGACACGGAGGACAUCUCCAUGGAUCACCUAGACAUCAACCCUAUUGAUUUCACCGAUUCUGAUGGAAGUGAUGAAGAAGAGGAUGGGGACGACCCUGUCCAUGCAGGUUACAUGCCCCUCUCACAGGGACCACCGACACUGGAUAGUGACGAAGAGACUGUAGGUGAUGCACAAUCCAACUUGUCCAGUUCUGUUGGAUCCAAUAAUAGUGUCAUAGACCAUGCAGUCAGGAGUGUCAUUGACUCUGAUUUUGACAAUUCAAUUGGAGCCGUGGCAAGCUCUAUCUUCCAGGGAGCAGAAUCAAAUGGGAAUGCUGAUACAGGAACAAGCAGUCUGUGGAAUCAGAAAGUUACUGCUGAGCCUUUACCCAAAGAACAAGCAGAGGAAGUCAAGAAAGUGAUGGCUGGCUUCCUUUUACCACCGAGUAGCCAUCCAGAUUGGGCCAAGAAUCUGUCGGACGAUGAAUGGAAAUCAAAGGUGUUACCACAUCUAAGUGGGAAGAGCGAAGUGAAGGUAUCUGACUCGAGAAGGGAAGAGAAACGGUAGCAGAAUGUUUACGUCCUAUUGGAGGUUAAUGGUUAUCGCGAAAUUGAUGAAGACAGUAAUUGAUUCUUAAUAUGUCAGUUACAGACAAAGCUACUUCUCCAUGUGUUCAGUUAUUCAGAGGACUUCCUCAGUUUCUGGGUGAAUAUGCAGUGCGUCACCAGGGCAGGAAAUGCUGUCCAUGGACUGUGGGGGAAGACAGUAUGAUUCUUAUUACCCAUACAUUUGUAUAGAGUAUGCAGUAUACUUAUAUGUAUUGGAAUAUAUUCACUCAUGUGUAUCAUGGCUUGACUCUGGUCUGGACUUUUGAUGACUUAACUUCUUACACAAGUGGAUGUACAAAUGUGAAACUACAAUCUGUUUCUAUGAGUUGUCAUUGUGCUGAAGUUAGAGCAGGAAAGGCUUGGGACAUAGUUUGGCACCCUUGAUGAUGCUUGUGUGCCUCUUCUGCCAUCAAUUGAGAACCAGAAAAAAAUCAAAGCAAAUUUGAUAUCAAUCUGUGAAUCAAGACAUGCUUUUGUUUAUGAGAUUCGAUCAGUGUCUAUGAUCAGUCUUUUCUCUGUGUUUACAUGUAAAUAUAUAUGUACAUAUAAAAUAUAGAAUUGUAUUCA